Molecule: messenger RNA, 144 nt
Organism: Racocetra fulgida
Lineage: Eukaryota; Fungi; Glomeromycota; Glomeromycetes; Diversisporales; Gigasporaceae
Source: the annotation of a GenBank genome assembly
AAGAUGAAAUAAUCAAACAUAAAAGAACAAGGACAAUUAAAAGAAAAUACCAGAGAGCAGAAAAAAACAAUAUGAGCUUAAAGGCAACUUUAACUGAAAUUAAGUCAGACCAGAAACUUAGAGAAUGGAUUCUGCUCGAAGAGG